This is a messenger RNA of Gamsiella multidivaricata, 1184 nucleotides long. RefSeq names its product acyl-CoA N-acyltransferase. The transcript has a single exon. The record is from RefSeq and is a predicted model, not a curated record. Gene Ontology annotation, molecular function: N-acetyltransferase activity. NCBI's taxonomy places the organism in Eukaryota, Fungi, Mortierellomycota, Mortierellomycetes, Mortierellales, Mortierellaceae. The coding region runs from base 187 to 705 and encodes 172 amino acids.
CAUUCACAUUCACAUUCACAUUCACAUUCACAUUCACUUCACAUACCAGUAAAAAAAAACACACAGACACACAUAUUCUAAUGAAUCACGCUGACAAAAGGGUGUACUGCGGAUUAGUUGAAUAAAACGGCACACACAUUUCCUGUUGAUUGAACACAGGCCAGUCCUCAUUCACAAGAAAAGCAAAUGUCGGCGACGAUUCGCAAUUUCGAAAAAAGGGAUCAAGAGGUGGUCCGCAGCUUGGUGCUCGAGGGCCUAGCUGAGCGUUGGGGCCCUGCAUUCGACCCCUCAUACAAUCAAGACAUUCUCGACAUUCACAGCUACUAUGUCGAACACCAUCGCGCCACCGUCGUAGUGCUCGAGGACUCUGAACACGGGAUCAUCGGUUGUGGGAUCCUGCUCCCCUUGCCAGCGGAGGACAUUUAUGGGACCUGGUGCUCUGAGCAAGCGUCGAGGACCGAGCAACUGACAGGACACAAACUCUGCAGGAUGAUGCGCCUAUCCGUGGCCAAGGACCACCGAGGCAAGGGAUAUGCCAAGAAGAUCAUCCAGCAUCUUAUCAAUGCGGCAAAGGAGCAAGGGUUCGAUCGAAUCUUAGUCGAGACAGAGACGCUUUGGACGAGUGCGGUGCAGAUCUACAGGGCCAUGGGGUUCCAGGUCGUGGAGGCGGGGGAGGAGAACAUACACUAUGAGUACGAACUUUGAGGAGCGUAUCGCGUAAGGAUACCCAGGCACAUCCCCCAUUAGGGUUUACCUGCCGCGGAAUGUUAUGUGCAAGUGCCAGGGGCGCCAUUUUGGUGGCAACUCACGGCUACGGACGAGCAAUUGACCAAUCACAGCGUGGGAGGAGUCUCCAUUGUUUUCACUGCGAAGCACAAAAAAAAAAUUGACGACGAAGUCACCUUGCAGCUCUGCAGUAUAAAAGGGACCCUCGUCUGGAUGAGACGAACAUUCCCUUUCGGGCCUCUUUCAUUCUCACUACAAUAAAUCGUUGCCUUCAAAACAACUCCCUUGUUCCUUGCUGCCUUUGUCUCCUUUUGUCACUCUUCCACCUUAUCAACAAUGGUCAAGAAGUACGUUCUCGUCUCCGGAGGUGUCAUCUCAGGCAUCGGCAAGGGCAUCAUUGCAUCCUCCACUGGUCUCCUGCUCAAGACCAUGGGUCUCAAGGUCACCUCGAUCAAGAU